Messenger RNA from Verticillium alfalfae VaMs.102, 1281 nucleotides. Its product is annotated as Hsp90 co-chaperone Cdc37. Bases 1 to 1281 code for a protein of 426 amino acids. The record is from RefSeq and is a predicted model, not a curated record. Gene Ontology annotation, cellular component: cytoplasm. The transcript is spliced from 5 exons. Gene Ontology annotation, biological process: protein folding; protein stabilization. NCBI's taxonomy places the organism in Eukaryota, Fungi, Ascomycota, Sordariomycetes, Glomerellales, Plectosphaerellaceae. Gene Ontology annotation, molecular function: heat shock protein binding; protein-folding chaperone binding; protein kinase binding.
AUGCCCGUGGACUACAGCAAAUGGGACGCGCUGGAGCUCAGCGACGACUCGGACAUUGAAGUGCACCCCAACGUCGACAAGCGGUCCUUCAUCCGCGCCAAGCAGAACCAGAUCCACCAGGAGCGGCAGCAGCGCAAGCACCAGAUCGAGACGCUCAAGUAUGAGCGCGUCAUCAACGAUGGGCUGAUGCGGCGCAUCUCCGGCCUGCUGUCGGCGCUCAAGGCGCACGCCGCCGUGGCCGAGACGCGCAACCCGGGCGAGGUGGCGUUCCAGGCCGUCAUGGAGUCGGCGGGGCGGCCCGAGGACGACCAGCCGCCGCCGCGGCCCCGCGGGCGUGCACACAGAGUCGGAGCCCGCUGCCGUCGUCGAGGGCCUGCAGCGCAGCUCGUCGUCAAGCUGGCGGAGCUCGAGAAGAGAGGCGCAAGAUCACGAGCGAAGGGUACAGGACGGCUUCAACAGCUCGCACGUGGCCAAGGCGCGCCGGGCGAGGCCAAGGACGGCAAGAAGCAGGAGGUCGAGCUCCUGAACCCCAACUUCAAGGGCGGCGCCGCCGCCGGCGCGCCGUCGGCGUCGACCGAGAGCUACGGCGACGACGAGGAGAUCGAGGCGUCGCCGGCGGCGCAGCUGUUUGCGCAGAUCCGCGCCAACGACUACUCGGCCAGCCUGUCGUUCCUGUCGAAGCACCCGGAGAUCCUGACGGAGCGGGAGACGGACGGCCUGCUCGUCAUGGCCUUUGACGCGGCGCUCGAGCGCAAGGAUGACUGGAGCCGGCAGUGCGUGCACCAGGCGCUGCUGCUGCAGUACUGCCGGGCGCUCGGAAAGGACGGGCGUCGCCAUGUUUCUUCAAGCGCAUCACGACAAAGGGCCACCAGGGCGCGGGAGGCUUUCUACAAGGACGUCACGAACACGUACGCGCGGCAUCCGGACGCGGGCCCCCCAGAUUGUGGCCGAGCGGGCCAAGGAGCCGGCCGAGGGCGUCGAGCAGAUCCACUGCACGCUGUCGAGCGGGCACGGAGAUCAAGAUCGCAUCCGCCGCGGACAUUCCGCAAGGCUCUCGAGACGGGCAGCCUCGACAAGGUGAACCACGUGCUAGGGAACAUGACGGUGGAAGCGGCCGAGGACGUCGUAGCCAAGCUCGGCGAUGCCGGCAUCCUCAGUCUCGAGGAGCAGAUUAUUGAUGCUACGACCGAGGAAGGCCGCAAGGCACUGAAGGAGAUGGAAGCGGCACAGACGGGCACUGGCGCAGGCUCAGAGUCAGGCUACGCCCCCGAUCCGGAAUAA